CGCCCCCUCGGCGGGUCAUUUCCUCCGCCUGCUCAGCUCCGCCUUCCCUUCGCUUCAGGCCGGCCACGCUGCCGCCGCCUUACCUCGCGGUCCCAUUGCACCCCCGCCCCCUUUGCUUGCCUCCCGCCUCUCUCCGCUUCUUCCUCCUCCUCCGUCGGUCGGUGCGCCCUCGUGCCCGGCGGAGCGAUGGGCAGCCUGGUGCUGGAGGACGGGACGGUGCUGCGAGGGCGCCCCUUCGGAGCCACCAAGGCCGCCGCCGGGGAAGUGGUCUUCCAGACGGGCAUGGUGGGUUAUCUCGAGGCAUUGACGGACCCCUCCUACAAAUCCCAGAUCUUGGUGCUGACUUAUCCUCUCAUUGGGAAUUACGGCGUCCCACCGGAUGAGCAGGAUCAGUACGGGCUCAGCCGAUGGUUUGAGUCCAGCUGCAUUCAUGUGGCCGCGCUGAUCGUAGGCGAGUGCUCCCGAAAUCCCAGCCACUGGAGCGCUAUGUGCUCGCUUGACAGCUGGCUGCAGGAAAAAGGGGUUCCUGUCCUGGAAGGAGUGGACACGCGGGCCUUGACCAAGAGGAUCCGAGAAAAGGGGACUCUGCUGGGUAAACUGGUGCCAGAUGGCGUCCAUAACGCACACCUGCCCUUUGAGGAUCCCAACAAGAGGCACUUGGUGAAGGAGGUUUCGCUGCAAGAGCCGCGCCUGUUCAACCCUGGUGGGUCCGUCAGGAUCAUGGCGGUUGACUGCGGUCUGAAAUACAAUCAGAUCCGGUGCUUGUGUGAGCGUGGGGCAGCCGUGACGGUGGUGCCUUGGGAUCACCCGCUCGACAGUGCAGAAUUCGAUGGGCUGUUUGUCAGCAAUGGUCCCGGGGACCCGCAGGCCUGCCAAGUGACGGUUGCCAACUUGCGCCGUGUUCUGGAGCUGCCAACUCCGAAGCCCGUUUUUGGCAUCUGCCUGGGCCAUCAGCUGCUGGCUUUGGCCAUUGGGGCAAAAACCUACAAGAUGAAGUACGGAAACCGUGGCCACAACCAGCCCUGCCUCCACGAGGGCUCCCAGCGGUGCUUCAUCACCUCCCAGAACCACGGCUUUGCAGUGGACGUGGCUGGCUUGCCCGCCGGCUGGUCCCCCCUCUUCACCAACGCCAACGACCGUUCCAACGAGGGUCUUGUUCACGACUCAAAGCCUUUCUUCAGUGUCCAGUUCCACCCAGAGCACAACGCUGGACCGGCAGACCUCGAGUGUCUCUUUGACGUCUUCCUAGAGACGGUUCAGGACCUGAUGGCUGGAAGGCAAAGCCCUGAGACAGUGCGGGAGCGUCUGCAGCACUGCCUCCGCUUUGCAGAAGCCCCGCCUACCAGUGAUGUGCCCCACCCCCACAAGGUGCUCAUCCUGGGGUCAGGGGGCCUCUCUAUAGGGCAGGCGGGUGAGUUUGACUACUCUGGCUCCCAGGCCAUCAAAGCCCUGAAGGAAGAAAGCAUCCAGACGGUGCUGAUCAACCCCAACAUUGCCACCGUGCAGACCUCCAAAGGCCUGGCUGACAAGGUCUACUUCCUGCCCAUCACCCCUGACUAUGUUGCGCAGGUGAUAAAGAACGAGCGCCCAGAUGGGAUCUUGCUCACGUUUGGAGGCCAGACGGCCCUGAACUGCGGCGUGGAACUGACUAAGGCUGGGGUGCUGGAGCGCUACCGUGUGCGUGUCCUGGGCACUCCAGUGGCCUCCAUUGAGAUGACAGAGGACCGCAAGGUCUUUGUGGAGAAGAUGGAGGAGAUUGGGGAACACGUCGCUCCCAGCGAGGCCGCCUGCUCCCUUGAACAGGCACAAGUGGCAGCUGAACGGCUUGGCUACCCAGUGCUCAUGCGCUCGGCCUAUGCGCUGGGCGGGCUGGGCUCUGGCUUUGCCAACGGGCGGGAGGAGCUGACAGCGCUGGUGAACCAGGCCUUUGCCCAUACAUCGCAGGUGCUGGUGGACAAGUCGCUCAAGGGCUGGAAGGAAAUUGAGUAUGAGGUGGUACGAGAUGCCUACGACAACUGUGUCACGGUGUGCAAUAUGGAGAACUUGGACCCUCUGGGCAUCCACACUGGGGAGUCUAUCGUGGUGGCCCCCAGCCAGACACUCAACGACAGGGAGUACAACCUCCUACGCACCACGGCCAUCAAGGUGGUUCGGCACCUGGGGAUCAUUGGCGAGUGCAACAUCCAGUAUGCGCUGAACCCUGAAUCUGAGCAGUACUACAUCAUAGAAGUGAAUGCCCGACUCUCGCGGAGUUCAGCGCUGGCAAGCAAGGCCACUGGCUACCCCUUGGCCUACGUUGCCGCCAAGCUGGCUUUGGGCAUCCCGCUGCCUGUCCUCAGGAAUUCAGUCACCAACUCCACCACUGCCUGUUUUGAGCCCAGCCUGGAUUACUGUGUCGUCAAGAUCCCACGCUGGGACCUCAGCAAGUUUCUGCGGGUCAGCACCAAGAUCGGGAGCUCCAUGAAGAGCGUGGGCGAGGUGAUGGCCAUUGGCAGGAGCUUUGAGGAGGCCUUCCAAAAGGCACUGCGCAUGGUGGAUGAGAACUGCGUGGGCUUCGACCACACUGUGGAGCCAGCCUCUGACAUGGAGCUGGAGACUCCCACAGACAAGAGGAUCUUUGUCUUAGCGGCUGCCCUGCGUGCCGGCUACUCCAUCGAGCGCCUCUACCAGCUGACCAAGAUCGACCGCUGGUUCCUGCACAAGAUGAAGAACAUCACUGACCACGCCCUGCGCCUGGAGUCGUACCGUCAGGCUGAGCCUGGGGCCAUGCCGCCUGCCGUGCUCAAGCUGGCCAAGCAGCUGGGCUUCUCCGAUAAACAGGUGGCCCAGGCUGUGCUCAGCACGGAACUGGCUGUGAGGAAGAUGCGACACGACCUGAAGAUUCUGCCAGUGGUGAAACAGAUUGACACCGUGGCGGCUGAGUGGCCAGCUCAAACCAACUACCUCUACCUGAGCUACAACGGGACCGAGCACGACCUGCCUUUCCGGGAGCCGCAUGUCAUGGUCAUCGGCUCCGGCGUCUACCGCAUUGGCAGCAGUGUGGAGUUUGACUGGUGUGCUGUCGGCUGUAUCCAGGAGCUCCGCCAGAUGGGCUACAAAACCAUCAUGGUGAACUACAACCCGGAGACCGUGAGCACCGACUAUGACAUGUGCGACCGGCUGUACUUUGACGAGAUGUCCUUCGAGGUGGUGAUGGACAUCUAUGAGCUGGAGAACCCUGAGGGCGUGAUCCUCUCCAUGGGGGGGCAGCUCCCCAAUAACAUCGCCAUGGCCUUGCACAGGCAGCAGUGCCGGAUCCUGGGCACCUCCCCAGAGGCCAUCGACUCGGCUGAAAACCGCUUCAAGUUCUCCCGUCUUCUGGACACCAUCAGCAUCAGUCAGCCCCUCUGGAAGGAGCUGUCAGACAUGGAGUCGGCCAAGCAAUUCUGCUGCAAGGUGGGAUACCCCUGUGUGGUGCGUCCCUCGUACGUGCUCAGUGGAGCCGCCAUGAAUGUGGCUUACACAGACAAUGACUUGGAGAGGUUCCUGAGCAACGCUGUUGCCGUCUCCAAGGAGCAGCCCGUCGUCAUCUCCAAGUUCAUCCAGGAGGCCAAGGAGAUUGACGUGGAUGCUGUGGCCUGUGAUGGACAGGUGGUGGCCAUUGCCAUCUCCGAGCACGUGGAGAAUGCUGGCGUGCACUCGGGAGAUGCCACGCUGGUGACGCCACCGCAGGACAUCACGCCCAAGACGCUGGAGCGGAUCAAGGCCAUUGUGCAUGCCAUUGGGCAGGAGCUGCAGGUCACGGGACCCUUCAACCUUCAGCUCAUUGCCAAGCAUGACCAGCUGAAGGUGAUCGAGUGCAACGUGCGGGUCUCGCGGUCCUUCCCCUUCGUCUCCAAGACUCUGGGCGUUGACCUGGUGGCUCUGGCCACGCAGGUGAUCAUGGGUGAAGAGGUGGAGCCAGUGGGACUCAUGGCGGGCACGGGCAUCGUUGGCGUCAAGGUGCCCCAGUUCUCCUUCUCGCGGCUGGCGGGUGCUGAUGUGGUGCUGGGCGUGGAGAUGACCAGCACUGGCGAGGUGGCCUGCUUUGGUGAGAAUCGCUGCGAGGCCUACCUCAAGGCCAUGCUGAGCACCGGCUUCAAGAUCCCCAAGAAGAACAUCCUGCUGACCAUCGGUAGCUACAAGAACAAGAGCGAGCUGCUGCCGACGGUACGCACCCUGGAGGGCCUGGGGUACAGCCUGUAUGCCAGCCUGGGCACCGCUGACUUCUACACAGAGCAUGGCAUUAAGGUGAUGGCCGUGGACUGGCAUUUUGAGGAAGCCGAUGGCGGCGAAGUGGCCGGCAAGGAAAACCAGCAGCGCAGCAUUUUGGACUACCUGGCAGAGAAUCACUUUGACCUGGUCAUCAACCUGUCCAUGCGCAACUCGGGCGGGCGCCGCCUCUCCUCCUUCGUCACCAAAGGGUACCGCACCCGGCGCCUGGCCGUCGACUACUCCGUCCCACUCAUAAUUGACAUCAAGUGCACCAAGCUCUUCGUUGAGGCUCUUGGCCAGAUUGGGGGGCCCCCUCCACUGAAGAUGCAUGUGGACUGCAUGACCUCACAGAAGUUGAUCCGCCUGCCAGGGCUGAUUGAUGUCCAUGUGCAUUUGAGAGAGCCAGGAGGCACCCACAAGGAAGACUUUGCUUCGGGCACAGCUGCCGCUCUAGCUGGUGGCAUCACCAUGGUCUGUGCCAUGCCCAACACCUCCCCAGCAAUCAUCGAUGCCAGCUCCUUUGCUCUGGUGCAGAAGUUGGCUGAGGGAGGGGCACGCUGCGAUUAUGCGCUCUAUGUGGGAGCCUCAUCAGACAACGCUGGCUCCCUGGGGCCCAUGGCCGGAGCAGCAGCUGGCCUGAAAAUGUACUUGAACGACACCUUCUCAGACCUCAAGAUGGACAAUGUUUCCUUGUGGAUGGAGCACUUUGAAAAGUGGCCCAAGCACUUUCCUAUCGUGGCUCACGCGGAGAAGCAGACAGUGGCCGCCAUCCUGAUGGUGGCCCAGCUGUACCAGCGCCCCGUCCACAUCUGCCACGUGGCCCGCAAGGAGGAGAUCCUGAUCAUCAAGGCAGCGAAGCAGAAGGGCAUUGAGGUCACGUGUGAGGUGGCCCCCCACCACCUCUUCCUGUGCCAGGAGGACCUGGGGCGCAUUGGGGAAGGCCGGGGCCAGGUGCGGCCCAUGCUGGGCACCCGCGAGGACAUGGAGGCGCUCUGGGAGAACCUGGACACCAUCGACUGCUUUGCCACGGACCACGCUCCCCACACGCUGGAAGAGAAGCUUGGGAAGACUCCUCCCCCCGGCUUCCCUGGCCUGGAGACAAUGCUGCCCCUCCUUCUGACGGCGGUUUCCGAGGGGCGCCUCACCGUGGAGGACAUUGUCCAGCGCCUCUACGAGAACCCCCGGCGCAUCUUUGGGCUCCCCGUGCAGGAGGACACCUACAUUGAGGUGGACCUAGAGCAGGAGUGGCUCGUGCCCACCCACACGUCCUUCAGCAAGGCCCGCUGGACGCCGUUCGAAGGGAUGCGGGUGAAAGGGACUGUUCGGCGCGUCAUCCUCCGGGGAGAAGUGGCCUACAUCGAUGGGCAGAUUCUUGUGCCUCCAGGGUAUGGGCAAGACGUGCGAAAGUGGCCCUGCACGGCACCAGCCCCCCUUCCUGCGCCAGCCAAAGAGAUCCUGAAGACCCCCGAGCGCCCCCACCCCACUGUGCAGGCGGAGGCCCUGCGUGGCCGAGCGACCAGCCCCCGCCGAGCGGGUCCAGUGGGAGAUGCAAGAUUCUUCUUGGCCCCCCGCAUCCACCGUGCCUCAGACCCCGGCCUGCCAGCCGAAGACCUCAGGGAAAAAGCUUUCAGGAAGACAGUUGAGCCAGACUUGGCCAUGAUCCAGGAUGGCCCAUUGUACCUGGCAGGGCCCUUGCCCAGACAGACAUCCCCUCAGAGUCUGCCGCACCCCCAGACAUCGCCACUUCUUCACCCCCUGGUUGGGCAGCACGUCCUAUCCGUCAAGCAGUUCACCAAGGGGCAGAUGUCUCACCUGUUCAAUGUUGCACACAACCUACGCAUGAUGGUGCAAAAAGAGCGCAACAUUGACAUUCUCAAGGGCAAGGUGAUGGCCUCCAUGUUCUAUGAGGCCAGCACGCGGACCAGCAGCUCCUUUGCCGCAGCCAUGUCCCGCCUGGGUGGCUCCGUGCUCCCCUUCUCUGAGGCCACCUCCUCCUGCCAGAAGGGAGAGUCGCUGGCUGACUCGGUCCAGACCAUGAGCUGCUACGCAGAUGUCCUGGUGCUGAGGCACCCCCAGCCGGGAGCAGUGGAGCUGGCUGCCAAGCACUGCCGCAAACCUGUGAUCAACGCGGGUGACGGAGUCGGAGAGCACCCUACGCAAGGCCUGCUCGACAUCUUCACCAUCCGCGAGGAGCUGGGCACUGUCAAUGGCAUGACGAUCACCAUGGUGGGGGACCUGAAGCACGGGCGCACGGUCCACUCCCUGGCCCGCCUCCUGACUCUCUACCGCAUCAGUCUGCGCUACGUCACUCCACCCAACCUGCGCAUGCCAGCUGACAUCUUCCAUUUUGUGGCCUCCAAGGGCAUCAAGCAGGAGGAGUUUGAGAACAUUGAGGAGGCGCUUCCGGACACGGAUGUCCUCUAUAUGACCCGCAUCCAGAAGGAGCGCUUUGCCUCGGUGCAGGAGUACGAGGCGUGUUUUGGGCAGUUCAUCCUGACCCCGCACAUCAUGACCCGGGCCAAGAAGAAGAUGGUGGUGAUGCACCCCAUGCCUCGCGUCAACGAGAUCAGCGUUGAGGUGGACUCAGACCCCCGUGCAGCCUACUUCCGGCAGGCAGAGAACGGCAUGUACAUCCGCAUGGCUCUGUUGGCCACUGUGCUCGGUCGGUACUGACACCCGUCUGCCGCAUGGCAGGCUGGGCACAAUUCUGGGCCCAGCUUGGUUCUUCCUUCCAGCCAAGAGGUGGGCCGUUCUGCUGGUCCUGUGGCCACCUUGCUGCUCCACCAACGACCAGGCCGUGCUGCUGGCAGGCAGGGCUUGCGGGGGGGAGGCACAUGGGGAGGGGGAGGGGUUGAUGCAAGGCCAGGCAGAGGCACCAGCUCCCACCCUCCUCCGCUCUCGUCUUCCAGCACCAGAGCCUUUGGGACGGGCUCCAUGGGGCGCUUUGCCUGGCCUCCUUGGGCUGCCCUGGUGGGGUUCCCCUCCUCUAGGACCUGGCCCUGUUGGCUUUGGGUCCAGGUGUGGCAGAAGGAAGGGCUGCUGUGCUCAGGGGAGGCAGCCUUGUGGCUCUUUCCAGGCUGCAAUACAUUCCAGCCCUUCCUGUGACCUGCACCCUGCAGUGACUUUUCUACUCAUAUUGUAAGCCAAGUUGACUGCCUUGUUUUUGUUUCUGUUUUUUUUAAAAAAAAUAAAAAUAGUCGAAUACAA
This is a messenger RNA of Rhineura floridana, 7440 nucleotides long. It is a transcript of the gene CAD, whose product is annotated as carbamoyl-phosphate synthetase 2, aspartate transcarbamylase, and dihydroorotase. Gene Ontology annotation, biological process: 'de novo' pyrimidine nucleobase biosynthetic process; L-glutamine metabolic process; L-arginine biosynthetic process. The record is from RefSeq and is a predicted model, not a curated record. The transcript is spliced from 44 exons. Gene Ontology annotation, cellular component: carbamoyl-phosphate synthase complex; cytoplasm. Bases 187 to 6906 code for a protein of 2239 amino acids. Gene Ontology annotation, molecular function: ATP binding; metal ion binding; carbamoyl-phosphate synthase (glutamine-hydrolyzing) activity. NCBI's taxonomy places the organism in Eukaryota, Metazoa, Chordata, Lepidosauria, Squamata, Rhineuridae.